This is a messenger RNA of Megalobrama amblycephala (Wuchang bream), 1402 nucleotides long. RefSeq names its product small integral membrane protein 32-like. The record is from RefSeq and is a predicted model, not a curated record. The coding region runs from base 845 to 1168 and encodes 107 amino acids. NCBI's taxonomy places the organism in Eukaryota, Metazoa, Chordata, Actinopteri, Cypriniformes, Xenocyprididae. The transcript is spliced from 2 exons.
UGUAUUGAGGAGAAAAGACAAUCUUUAGCAAUACGUCUAGCACAACAUAGCCUAAUGCAUGAGAAGGAUCAAAUAUUUUACUAGAGCGCAGCAACUACAUUUCUGGGACAAUAACACUAACACACAUUUGAUAUUCCAACAUGCGAUAUUACGCACAGUUCUGAGCCUUUAACUAAGAACGAACUCAUCAUGACAUCAGCAGCUCAAACGGUCCCUUUAAAUGUCUGGUUCAGCUGAUAGGCUGCAUGUUUCUCUCUCUCUCUUUCUCUCCCUGUAAAACCUCUCCGAGACAUUCCGCACCCUCCUGAAACUCUUCCACUCACUUUGUCUCAAAUUGAAGAGUCUGUCUGAGGAAAGAGAGGGAGGGAGAUUUACGCGUCUCCGUCUCCAUUGCGCACAGAGAACUGCUCGUUUAUCUUUCGUUUCUAUGUUUCUUUAAUUUGUUCACUUCCUCUCCAGCCGAACCGAAUCGAUCGCCCCCAGUCACCGGAGGUCGGGGAUGACGGAUGCGCUUGUGGAGAGCCACUUUCCCUGGAUAUAAACAUGCGACGGGAGCUUGGUUAGACCAAACUAUGGAAACAGGUGUGAAAUGAGUGAUUAUUUGUGUGCAAGGAUAUACUGAGACCCGUUUUGCGCUGUUACUGCGCUUCACUGCGCGUUUAUUGAGACGUUUGGAGAGAUUUGGAUCCGUCGGUGUGAUUGGAGAGGUCCUCUCUCUCCGGUAGCGCAAGAAUCUAUGGAAAAUCACAUUGCGGGACAUGGAUAGACAGUUUGAGCCAUCUGUGGAUGUAGUGCCGAUGAUCAGAGCCCCCGUCUGAGUCUAACAGUGUCCGCUAGAUUCAUCAUGCUGAGGCAGGUGCUGUUGAACUCCACGGCAGCGGCGCGAGACUUCGACCUGAUGACCAACACGCACACGUCGGCACCGAUGAACGUGUCCCACGGGCCCGUGAGCGUGUCGGCCCUCCUGAAGCCCACGGGCCGCGGGAGCGCGCUCCGAGAGGGCGAGCCCGACAAACCUGACCUGGCCACGUACGUGGUGAUGUGUCUGGUGCUUUUCCUGCUGGUCCUUCUCAUCGUGUUCUUCAUCAACUGUCAGCUGAGGAACUCUUUCUUUGCAUCCAUGCCUUACGACCGCUCACUGCGAGAGGCCCGCAGCUCCUACAAAUGAUCGAUUUGAGCCAGAAAUGAUUGGAUCGUGCCAUUGGAACAUAGGAUGCAAAGCAGUGUGGAUAAUAUAGAUUGAAGAUGAACUCAUUGAUCUGUCUGUAUAUAAUGACUGUUUUGUACUUCUGCACGGCCUUUUCUGUCCAUAUAGGGUUUAUCACAAAUUGUGUGCAUUGUGUAAGACGGAUUAUUUUCUUGUACAGUGUUAAAACAUGAUUAAAUCUCACAUUCAUGACCA